UUAUAGAUUUGAUGUCUCCCAACCAAGCAUGGAGAAUGGAGAGAUGAAGCGGAUAAUGGAGGUCUGGCUUACAGUCAUGGCGUCCCUCUGCUACUGCCGCUUCGUCUCUUCCAGAUUCAGCCCUGCCCGGCUCAGGCUCUUCUCUCUCCUCCCUGUCUUCACUCUCUUCUCCCUCCUCCCCCUCCGCCUCUCCGCCGCCUUCCCCACCGCCGUCACCGCUUUCCUCAUCACCUGGCUCGCCAACUUCAAGCUCCUCCUCUUCGCCUUCCACCUCGGCCCCCUCUCCUCCCUCCCCCCACUGCCUCUCCCCCUCUUCCUCUUCGCCGCCAUUCUCCCCAUCCGCGCCUCCCCCAACCCAUCCAAACCCAGAAAAACAACCCUCCCUCUCAAACUCAAUCUCGCGGCCGAAUCCGUCGCCUUCUCCGUCCUAAUGGCCGCCUUGCUUGAUUACAGGGAGAUUUUACAUCCCAAGAUCGUCUUGCUCCUUUACUGCUGCCUCGUCUUUCUGACAGUGGACAUUCUCGUGGCGGUUUCCAACGCCGCCGUGCGGGCGGCUGCAGGGUGGGAGCUGGAGCCGCCGUCGAAUGAACCCUACCUGGCGACGUCGCUGCAGGACUUCUGGGGGAGGCGGUGGAACCUCAUGGUGACGAAGACGCUGCGGGACACGGUGUACAGUCCCGUGCGGGCAGCGGCAGAGCAUGUGGUGGGGUUCCGGUGGGCGGCGCUGCCGGCGGUGCUGGCGGCGUUCGCGGUGUCGGGGCUGAUGCACGAGCUGCUGUUCUACUACGUGACGCGCGCGAGCCCCACGUGGGAGAUGACGGGGUUCUUCGCGCUGCACGGAGUGUGCGUGGUUGCAGAGUUCGGGCUGAAGCGGGCGGCGGCUGCUUCGGGGUGGCGGCUGCCGGCGGUGGUGUCGGUGGUGCUGACUCUGGGGUUCGUGGUGGCGACGAGCUUCUGGCUAUUCUUUCCGCCGCUGACGAGAGGCGGCGCCGACGCGAUGGUGAUUGGGGAGUUCGGGAUGUUUGUGGACUUUCUCAAGAGGAAGCUCACCUCCUCAUUCCUAAAAUUCUCUCGUAGAAAUUAAAUCCCAUGUUCGGUAACGACUUAUGUAGUGGUUGACUCCUAAAUCAAAUGUUUGAAUAAAUUGGUGUCUAUUUUAAUAUUAAAAUUUCAAUCUCAAUAAGAGUCCUUCAGACUCAUCUAUUUAUAGUUGGAUUUUGUUAUUUAUACAUAAAA
Messenger RNA from Diospyros lotus (date-plum), 1236 nucleotides. Its product is annotated as probable long-chain-alcohol O-fatty-acyltransferase 5. Gene Ontology annotation, biological process: lipid metabolic process. The record is from RefSeq and is a predicted model, not a curated record. Bases 29 to 1084 code for a protein of 351 amino acids. The transcript has a single exon. Lineage: Eukaryota; Viridiplantae; Streptophyta; Magnoliopsida; Ericales; Ebenaceae.